This is a messenger RNA of Cornus florida, 815 nucleotides long. RefSeq names its product transmembrane emp24 domain-containing protein p24beta3-like. Gene Ontology annotation, cellular component: endoplasmic reticulum-Golgi intermediate compartment; COPII-coated ER to Golgi transport vesicle; Golgi apparatus. The record is from RefSeq and is a predicted model, not a curated record. The transcript has 4 exons. NCBI's taxonomy places the organism in Eukaryota, Viridiplantae, Streptophyta, Magnoliopsida, Cornales, Cornaceae. Gene Ontology annotation, biological process: endoplasmic reticulum to Golgi vesicle-mediated transport; Golgi organization; intracellular protein transport. Bases 7 to 657 code for a protein of 216 amino acids.
AAAACUAUGGAGAGGGGAGAGAGAAAUAGGUGGUCGAAGAUCUGCAUGUUGGUAGUGCUUCAACUGUUGGGCUCCGUUCGCAAUCUCUCGGCUCUUUCGAUUACAGUGAACGACGUCGAAUGUGUGUACGAGUACGUGCUAUAUGAAGGCGACACCAUUUCCGGGAACUUCGUCGUCGUCGAUCACGACGUGUUCUGGAGCUCCGAUCACCCCGGCAUUGAUUUCACCGUGACAUCUCCACAAGGUAAUAAGGUGCACACAUUGAAGGGAACAUCUGGAGACAAAUUCGAAUUCAAGGCCCCAAGAAGUGGAAUGUACAAAUUCUGUUUUCAUAAUCCUUUCUCAACACCAGAGACUGUCUCUUUCUACAUACAUGUUGGCCAUAUACCCAAUGAGCAUAACCUUGCCAAAGAUGAACAUUUGGACCCUAUUAAUGUUAAAAUUGCUGAGCUGAGGGAGGCACUGGAAUCUGUUACAGCAGAGCAGAAGUACUUGAAAGCACGUGAUGCUCGUCAUCGUUAUACAAAUGAGAGCACACGGAAGCGUGUCAUAUGUUACACAAUCGGAGAGUACGUUUUGCUGGCUCUUGCAAGCGGACUGCAAGUCGUGUAUAUACGCCGCCUGUUUAGCAAGAGUGUUGGAUACAACCGGGUUUAAGCGAUCAUGUUGAAGCUACUUACCUGGUCUUACCAUCUCUUUAUAACAAAUGGGCAGUAGUGUUUGAACCGUCUAAAAGACGAGUUUAGAGGAACACAUUUUGUGCUUAAACAAAUCAGUAUUCUGGUUCGUAUUAGAAUAUUUUUUAAAUCAUAAGA